Molecule: messenger RNA, 3528 nt
Organism: Frankliniella occidentalis (western flower thrips)
Lineage: Eukaryota; Metazoa; Arthropoda; Insecta; Thysanoptera; Thripidae
Product: kinesin-like protein KIF11-B
Exons: 17
Coding region: 171-3332 (1053 amino acids)
Biological process (GO): microtubule-based movement; mitotic spindle assembly
Cellular component (GO): spindle microtubule; nucleus
Molecular function (GO): ATP binding; plus-end-directed microtubule motor activity; microtubule binding
Source: RefSeq, a predicted model, not a curated record
CGCGUGUUUUCUGUUUUGUGUUUUCACCGGCAACCGCCGUCGACCGUUGUGUCGUUCAAAUUUGAAUGGAUGGUGCGGAUUGAUUGCGUUUUGUCCGGCGCUAAGUCGUUUUGUUAAUAUUGUCAGUCCAAUAGUUUACGUUUUUCUUCGGAGUUCAGAUUUGUGUCAAGAUGUCGGCUCGUAAACCCAAGCCUGCACCCAAAAUUCAAAAGAACCAGAAUUUACAGGUGUUCGUUCGAUGCAGGCCGCUGAGUGCAAGUGAAGUUAAUCAACGAGGCAUCUCAGCAGUUGAUAUUAAUGGUCAGAAAGAGAUUGUUGUUCAAGACCGUUGUAACUCCAAGAUAACUAAAACUUUCUCAUUUGAUAAGGUGUUUGGUCCAUCGACUCCUCAGAGUGAAGUUUACCAAAAUGUCGUGGAGCCCCUGAUAUCAGAUGUUUUGGCUGGAUUCAACUGCACCGUAUUUGCUUAUGGUCAAACAGGCAGUGGAAAGACUUUCACUAUGGAAGGAGAUUUUGGUACUCCAAAACGUCUCUCUCCUGAGUCAAACGCAGGUCUCAUCCCUAGAGCUAUGUGUGCCUUAUUUGAUGAGCUGCGUGUUCUUCAAGCUGAGUACACAGUUCGCAUAUCUUUAAUGGAACUCUAUAAUGAAGAGUUAUAUGAUCUUCUUUCUUCUGAUGAAGUUCCUCCAAAACUCCGGUUAUUUGAUGAUGCCUCUAGAAAAGGGUCUGUUCUUGUUCAAGGACUGCAGGAGGUCAUGGUUCACACUCAGUCACAGGUCUUAGAUGAGCUUCAUAAAGGGUCUGCUAAGAGACAGGUGGCAGCCACUCUAAUGAAUGCUCAAUCCAGCCGGUCACACACUAUUUUUACAGUGACUGUUCAUUUCAAAGAAAAUUCGGCAGAUGGAGGAGAAUUUCUGCGAACAGGAAAGCUAAAUCUUGUUGACUUAGCUGGCAGUGAAAAUAUUGGUAGAUCUGGAUCUUCUGAUAAAAGAGCACGGGAAGCUGCGAGCAUCAACCAAUCACUACUUACUCUUAGUAGAGUUACAUCAUGCUUAGUGGAACACCAACCACAUGUACCCUAUAGGGAGUCAAAAUUGACCAGACUUCUUCAAGACUCAUUGGGUGGAAGAACUAAAACAUCUUUAAUUGCAACCAUCUCUCCUUCACAUUUAAAUGCUGAAGAAACAAUUAGCACACUGGACUAUGCGCACAGAGCCAAGAGUGUUUCAAAUAAACCUGAGGUCAAUCAGAAAGUUUCUCAAAAUGUUAUAAUGAAGGAAUACACAGAUGUAAUAGAAAGUUUGAAGAAAAAACUGGAACGACACAGAAAUGGUUCUGGUGUAUAUGUUAAUGAUGAGAACUACAAGCAAGUCAUGGAGCAAACGCAAGCAAGAAACCAAACAAUUUGUCAAAUAAUUGCACAAGCUCGUGCUGUUGCUCAAAAAAAGAAGGAUGCUGAAGAAAUAUUCUUGGUUUUGUUUAAAGACAAAGAUAACAAGCAAAAAAAUCUUGAACAAGUCAAUCAACUUAUUUUACAAACAGGAGAGGAAAUUAAGACGGCCCACAUGGAUCGUCUUGAUGCCCAAACUGAACAAAAUAGUGCUGGGAAAGUUUUAGAAGAUGUGACGAAUAAGGAGAAAGAGAUAAGGGAACAGGCUGAACAAUAUGUGAAAGUAAUUGACUCAGCUCACAAUGACACCCAGAAAAUCCACAAUAAACUUGACUUUUCAAGAGUUGUGAUCUCAGAAAAUGCAGUAGUGGUGAAAAAGUGUAAAGAAAGAGCAGAGUUCUACAGAACUUCGGUUGCAAAGUUGUCAAAUGUCUUUGUUGAAUCUGAGGAGCUCCUCUUGAAACUUUCAGAUGCUGUUGACACAUUAAACAGUAAUGCCAAAAUGCGCCUUAAUUUAUUAUUUCAAGAAAUUCGUGAGCAGCUCAAGAAAACAGCUUCAACUAGUUCAAAUGUCCAAGAACUGUUAGCAAAACAUCGUGCACAUAAUCAGACCAUGGCUGAUGGGAGCAGAUCUAGCUUAGUGACUUUUCACCUUGAAGAAAUAAAAAUUUUGAAGUCUAUUGAGCAGUUGCUGAGUGAUGCCGUAACAGAUUUUAACAAAUUUAUGGUUCUUCUACCAUGUCAAAGUUCUUCUCUCCUUGAUUUUGCUCGUGAGAGUGUUGAAAAGUUAAAGCUGGACAUUCAGAAGCAGACGGACGAAAUUGAAUCACAACAUAAUAUUGCUUUGUCUGUAUCUGAAAUAAAUAUUGAAACUAUUAAAAAACAUUUAGAUGAGCUCUUGUUAAAAGAAGAAAUGCUGAAACUAUGUCAUCAUCAACAGGUGACGCGUGAGAAAAGAUCAGCAAUUGCCCAACACAUUUCAGCCGCCAAAGAGGAAAUCAAUAAACAUAGGCUGGACAUUCAAAACAGUCAUGAGAGGAAAGAGAGCAAAGUAUGUGAAAUUAAGCAGAAAAUGUGUGACAGUGCUGAUUAUUUGACACAGCAGCAAAACAAAAUUUUGUCCCCUGUCAGAGAACUGAAAAAUGCUUUAGAGCCAUUUGCAGUGUCUCUGGAAGCUGGAAUAAGCAACAGAUUUAACACUAUGAGCAAUACAGUGUAUGAUCUAUGCACAGUUGGAAGUAAAUGUAAAGACGAUGUCAGUAGUCUGCUGGAUUCUGAUAGGCAUCCCUCCAUUACCCAAAUAAUAUCUGAAUGUAAAGACAUGUCUUCUGAAAGUGCAGCCCAGCUUCAAUCAGCACGUGAUUCCGUAAAUACUGUUGCUGAAGAAACUAUUGAGGCAUCUAAGACAUUUACUUCAAACCAUGAAGGAAUCAAUCAAGUAAAAUCUGUUAUUGAAGAGAAAGAAGAUGAACUCUUGGGCAUGUUCAUUGAUGGUAUGAAGUCAGCCAACAUAGAAAUCCAAGAACGUUUUGAAAUGGGAAAAACAGAAAUAGUGAGCAUUUUGUCUUCAGAAAUUCAACAAGAUACCCCAACUGGUCAAACUCCUUCCCGACGGUCCUAUGGUCCUAUACCGGCACCAACCUUCUUGCCAUCUCCCAUAAAAAGAACUGCCAAGUCUAAAAUUGAAAGGGCCCCUUGGAAGAAGUUACUUCGUAGCCCUAGGAAACCACUCGUCUCAAGCAACAGCUUGCGGGAGUUUGAUGAUGACAUCAAUGAUGGUAUGGCUUCAGAUUCAGAAUUGUCACUUCCUCACAGAGCACUUGGGUUAAAUAAACUACAGAAAGCAUCAUCGUUGUGUGAUCUUCGGUCGAACAGCAAGUCAGGGACUGUAUUUCACCGACCACGCAUCCCCAAGAAAGUAGUUCGAAAUGGACCUCUAUAGGACGUUAGAUAUUUUUUAUUUUAGAGUUGUAAUUUUAUAUGUUAUUUUAUUGUGAUGACAUGGUUGGUAUGGUCAGUUUUCCUUCAACUGCAAUUUAUUCCUAAGCUAUACAGUAUAUUACAUUUCAUUUUGUAUUUUGUACAAUAUAUUGCUUUAGACAUAAACAAUGUAGAAAUAAAUUGAAAAUGUAAUUAUA